Messenger RNA from Paramecium tetraurelia, 696 nucleotides. RefSeq lists its product as uncharacterized. Gene Ontology annotation, molecular function: calcium, potassium:sodium antiporter activity; calcium channel activity. Gene Ontology annotation, biological process: calcium ion transmembrane transport; intracellular calcium ion homeostasis. The record is from RefSeq and is a predicted model, not a curated record. Lineage: Eukaryota; Ciliophora; Oligohymenophorea; Peniculida; Parameciidae. The transcript has a single exon.
AUGCCUAAAGAAUCUUUAGAUAAGGUGUUAUUUAUAAUUUUCUUCCCCAUUCAUCUGAUAUUGUACUUAUUGCCAAGCUAUAACGAAAAUGUUGUACCCAAAAAAUUGGUGCUAUGCUUUUUCUUGAACUUAGUUUUGCUUUGUGGAUGCUAUUAUUUAAUUGAUUGGUGGGCAUUCGAACUAGCAUUGGCUACAGGAAUCCCUUUAUAAUUAAUAGGAAUGAUUUUUUUGGGCUUUUUUACUUAAAUAUAAUUUGCGAAUUAUAAUUUAGAAGUUGCAAAAAUUGAAACAAAAUUAGAAUUCACUCAGGCAUUCUUUUAAACUGCAAUAUGCAAAAUAUCCCUAUGCACAGGAUUACCUUGGGUUUUGAGAAUUAUAAUUGAUUUGGACAUUGAAUAUGAAAUGGAUUAUAAUGAUUUUCAAAGAGCCUUCUGUAUUUCAAUUGCAGUUCUUUGUGUCAUAGUGUUUAUUUUACUCUUGCUUGCAUUAGCUAAAGGAUUUACUUUGAAAUCUUAGGACGGAGUAAAGAUAAUCGUUCUUUAUGGAUUAUUUAUUUUGAUAUCUGCUAUUAUAAUUGGAUUGAAUAUUUUAAAGUGAAGUUGAUUUAAGAACAAUAUCUAAAUAUAUAUACAAUUUAAUGAUAUAAUAUUUUAUAAUAUAUGAAUAUGGUAUCUUAUAGAAAAUGCAAUCAUAAAA